Molecule: messenger RNA, 1041 nt
Organism: Alternaria ethzedia
Lineage: Eukaryota; Fungi; Ascomycota; Dothideomycetes; Pleosporales; Pleosporaceae
Exons: 2
Coding region: 1-1041 (346 amino acids)
Source: RefSeq, a predicted model, not a curated record
AUGUCAUACACAGGCUCUACUUUCCCAGCUAGCUCAGCAGCUCCACCUGUCAGCAACACGGAUGCAGUUCCUACGUCCAUAGGUACCCCCUCGUCAGGGCCAAGCUCUGGUAACCCAGCCACUCCUUCAACACCAGGCUACGUACCGUCCGGCUCAUCCGUGCCACCGAGCAGCAAUACGGAUUAUGUGCCCACGUCUCCGGGAGCCGCCUCCACCGGCUCAAUGUCGAGUGGCUAUGUCGUGCCGCCAGCUAGCUCAGCUGGGUUAGCAAGCUCUAUCACAGAUGCCGUACCGACUUCCAUCACAGUCUCAUCGCCCGCAAGUCCAUACCCAAGUGGACCAACAGUGUCAUCGAGCUACUCGGCUGCCCCAUCUCGCCCUGCUGGACCGUCUUCCAGUGGAUACCUCGUGCCAUCAGGUAGUUCAACUGCACUGACAAAGUCCAACACGGAUGCUGUACCUACUUCUCUUACAGCUUCUUACCCAAGUGCCAGCUCUGCUAUACCCUCUGGAAGCCCUUCAGCCGGACCUUCAUCGAGCAACUACUUUGCCCCACCUGGAAGCUCUAUCGAAGCUGCUCCGACAUACACAGGCGGAGAUUCUACAUCUUCUACCGCCACAGGAUCCUCGGGUACCGCCUCUGGCACGAACUCAGCGUCAUUGUCUACUACUCCUGGUUACCCAAGCCCCUCGCCCACAACAGGUCCUGUAUCCACGGUCAUCGAUAGCACUAUUAGGAUUACGAGCUAUCAGACACAGACUCUCAUUUCGUACAUCACGGCAGGGCCUUCAGACGUGCCUGGCAAUGACACCAACACCAACACCAAUACGCAAGCUAUCCCGACCAGCGUCCCUUCAGGUGUCUCUGGUGGUCCCUCUGGAUCUGGUUAUCCCUACCCAUCUGGCGGCAUCAACGGCACGAUUGUUGCCCCCUACCCCAGCUACAUCGAAGUGCCCAUCAACACCGGCCAUGUCGUCGGUGCCGGAAAGAGUUCCCUCGCGGCUAUUGUCGUUGCUCUCGUCUUCGCUCACUUUGCAUAA